Molecule: messenger RNA, 777 nt
Organism: Ornithodoros turicata
Lineage: Eukaryota; Metazoa; Arthropoda; Arachnida; Ixodida; Argasidae
Exons: 1
Coding region: 1-777 (258 amino acids)
Source: RefSeq, a predicted model, not a curated record
AUGUUCUGGCAGCUGGAAGGUCUUGGGAUAACAGACGGCGCAAAUGACCAGCGCUCAGAGGACGACGCAGUGUGGCUACAUUUCCAGGACACCAUACAAAAGGAGGACGGCCGAUAUAAAGUGAGUUUGCCGUGGAAGACUGGCAGUGCCACGCUGAGGGACAACCGGGAAGUGGCUGAGCGUAGGCUGAGAAGCCUGAUGAAGAGACUUCGUUCGAACAAAACUCUUCUGCUGGAGUACGAUUGUGCGAUGAGGAAGUACCUCAACGACGGACAUGCAGAGGUAGUUACCGAAGCGGAGCAAGCACCAACAGAGCAUAUUUACUAUAUGCCACACCAGGCGGUUGUCCGGGAGAAUUCAACGACAACGAAGCUCAGAGUUGUCUUUGAUGCUUCUUCGCAUGCCCCGGGGACCGCAUGUCUGAACGCGCAUCUCGAAAAGGGACCGAAGCUAAACACGGAACUACUGCCGCUGCUGUUGCGCUUUCGGACGGUCAAGGUCGCUCUGGUGGCGGACAUUGCCAAAGCGUUCCUCCAGAUUGUAGUCAGGGAAGAGGAUCGUGACGCACUUCGUUUCCUGUGGUGUAACGAAACGCCGAAGGAAGAUGGUCAGUUGCCCAACGUGGAAGUCUGGAGAAUGACCAGAGUACCGUUCGGUACAACCUCCAGUCCUUUCCUUUUGUCGGCGACAAUACGGUACCAUCUAAAGAAUGUGGAGGAGCACCUACAGGAAACUGCAGCGCAUCUUGCAAAUUCCUUUUUGUGGAUGACCUAUUGA